This is a messenger RNA of Pararge aegeria (speckled wood butterfly), 3669 nucleotides long. RefSeq lists its product as uncharacterized. The record is from RefSeq and is a predicted model, not a curated record. Gene Ontology annotation, molecular function: lipid binding. The transcript has 18 exons. The coding region runs from base 122 to 3226 and encodes 1034 amino acids. NCBI's taxonomy places the organism in Eukaryota, Metazoa, Arthropoda, Insecta, Lepidoptera, Nymphalidae.
CACAAAAAGUGCUAAGAAAACCGUUGACCUUAACCGUUACGCUCAAAGACUCACCCCAACAGGAACCAUGGUCUAACAAAUCCCCAUAAGUCAUCACAAGUCAUAUUUUCUAACUACAAACAUGGAGUCCCCAAAGAUAGUUUACAAGUACUAUUCAAACCCAGCGUUUUGCGCGCAAAGUGAAGUUGUUUUCGCUCAAAAGUCAUGCGUAACCAAAAUCGUAUCACCAAAUCGAAGAAUGCCACCAUUAGGGGGGAAUUCGCCGCGGAAAAUGGAAACAAAUCGAAUAAUGAGAACGGAUAUAUCCGAUAAUCCUUUAAGAAUCCAGCCUGGAAGACGGGAAGAACCACCGGAGUUGCCGCCAAAACCAGCGAAAUACCAGUUCCACAGGCAAGCCUCUAUGGUCUACAAGCCAUCUCGUUCUGUCGUUCGAUGUAGGACGAGGAGCGAGGAUUUAGAAAUGGCACAGUUCAGACAAAGUCAGCAAAUCAAGUAUGAACGAAACGCCGAGAGUGAUGACAAUUUAGAAGAUAGUCGAGCUAGACACAGAUACGACAUUAGAUCUAAAUAUAACAGAAGUGCAGAUAGUGAUGAUAUAUUAGAAGACAAUAGAUUAAGGCAUAGAUAUGAAAUAGAUGUUGAUGACGGUAUAGAUUAUUCUCCAACAAAGAAAAGGAUUGUCGAAGCAGACGAAAGCGAAAUAGAAGAGUAUAAUGUGGACGGACCAGAUCAGAACGAAUUGAAGGAAAUACCAACCGAAAUCGUCAAGACAGUUAAUGGGAGAACUCAUAGGUACGCAAUAGUACCAUCAGAUGACGAAGACGUAAGAAGAAACGUCACAUUCACAUCACCACAGAUGACAAAGAAGAAUCUCAUAGCCACUCAGAAAUUACACGAACUGUUAUCGACGCCAAGGAAAUUGAAGAGCUACGCGAGCCAACCGUCAGUGAGGAUGACACCAAAUAAAGUGGAUAGUCCUAGAUACCCUGGGACACCUAUGAAAAUUAUUUCUAGCACACCAACUAAGGUUACCCCUUCGAAAUCCUGCGCAAACUUGACAUUAUCGAGAAAUAUCACUCCAGCUACAUCUCCAAUAUCACCCAAAGCUCAGCAGAAGUUAAACUAUGGUUUAUCAGAUUACGAUAGACAAGAUGUUUUUAUGACUAGCUUUAGAGAUAAGAGAGAACGGAGUUUCGAAAUGGAUCGAAGGGAGAAUAGCAGAGAGAGUAGAAGUGAUCGAAGGGUGGAGCAAAGACGGGAUAAGAAUACAGCUGUUAUCAUUCCUAGGGUAGCAGCACAAUCACCAUCUGUUUACUCAGAAGACACAUACAAGUCAUUUUCGAGCGUAAAGACAAACGCUACAGCUGCCUCGCUCACGAUAGCUGCACUUAUGUUGACGCUCUGUGGCGGCCUGACAGCCGGCUUGAGUUUCUAUAUGAUGUACACUAUGGGGCGUCGUUAUUACCUAGAUUUUGGAGUGCUAUCCGGUUUCACAUGCUUCUUACUUGGUCUGCUGGGCUUCAGGUCCAGAAGAAACCAGUUGCUGCCAAAUAGAAACUACAUAUCAGGAUACAUAGUGCUCUCAUCAUUUUCACUGCUCAGCGCCUUCGGACUUCUCAUCCUGUUAGUAGUGCAACCGAAACCCGGUACAGCACUCAACGAUAUCACCUCCGGAGCUGUUUGCAGCAUCAGCAUAUUGUCGCUAUGUCUGGCCUCAGUGGGCAUAUUGGCCUCAUAUUGUUGCGCCAGGGAUCCUCCCGAUAAUAGGGUUGGCACUGCUAGGUGCACCAUGGCGGACUAUCAGAUCAGAGAGGCAGCAGAAUCACUGCUGAACAGUGUGACCAUUCCACCAGGGUACAGGAAUUUGUCACACUCUCAGUCAGUGAACCUGGUCACAGAAGAUUUUGUGGCUGGCCACCGCCCGCAGGGCAGAAUGUCGUCCGUCCGUCGCUUCUUUUGCCUGUUCGUCACCUUCGACAUACUGUUCACUAGUUUAAUGUGGCUUAUCUGUGUUAUGAUGAAAGGCGAGACUCUUAUACAAAUCAUGAACAGGGAAAUAUUGCAGUAUGAUAUAAAGGUGUCCUUGUUUGACAUAGUGAUAGUUGCCAUACUGCGGUUCCUAACAUUGUUAUUAUUCUAUGCUAUACUCUACAUUAAUAAUUGGAGUGUUAUUGCUCUCUCUACGGGUGGUACGUGUGCCUUUUUAAUAGGAAAAGUCUUUGUUUACGACUGGCCGAACGCUUCGCAGCCGGUGUACCAGGUGUUUCUUAUCCUCACAUCGUUCACAUUAGCGUGGGGGGAAGCCUGGUUCCUGGACUUUCGGGUGUUGCCGCAGGAGUUGCAGGCCAAGGAAAUAAUGGGUCACCAGGGCCCCAGCAGCUCGGAACGGGAACCCCUGCUGAGGGGCCCGAGAUACCCGCGCGUCGCGUCCACGCACGGCGAGUCUACCGUCAACUGGUUCAGUCCCGUCGAGACCCCAGAGGCCAGUCCCCGCCCCCGGAGGCCUGGGGAACAGCUCAUAUUGACUCAGGACCAGAUAGACGAAUAUACAGCGAUGGCUGAGGAAAGUAUGCAGAACGCAUUCAAGACCAUCCACCUGCCGAACUGGCGAUUGGAAAAGCGGGGUUCGCAGAAGGGUGACAUCGUGGAGUCAACACAGACCGAGCAGUUCGGGAAAGUUUAUAGGUUCACGGGCAUUGUCGACUGUCCGGCCAAGUUUUUGUAUGAAGAGUUCAAGGACAACCUCACCAAGCUACCAGAGUGGAACCCCACAAUACUCAAGAGUGAAUUGAUUAAGGAUGUAGGGCCUGGUAUCGACCUGUCGUACCAGAUAACUGCGGGUGGCGGGCGCGGUAUCAUUGCUCCGCGAGACUUUAUAAUACUAAGAAGAACCGCCCAGCUUUCCAAGGAGGGUAAAGUAGUAACAAGUGACCCCUACUGUUACAUAACCAGUGGGGUCAGCGUGGCAGUCCCCGGUUACCCCCCUGUCAGGGAUAUGGUCAGGGGUCACAACAAAGUGGGUUGCUGGUGCCUUGCCCCCAAGGCGGUGGAGACCCAGGGGGGUAAGAUCGAACAGAAGACCGUCUUCCAGUGGCUGAUGUGCUGCGACCUUAAGGGUAAAAUCCCCCAGUUCGUGCUUGACGCCGCGUUCGCAACUGUGAUGCUAGAUUAUAUAGUCCACGUGAGGAAGUUCGUCGCUGACAGCAAAGCGAAAGGACUUUUCUAGGCGGGGGGUCUUCGCUUUGCUUAUUGAUGACAUUGGUGGGAAUUAAUGAUGUAAUUAUUUACUUUUGUUACACAUAUUGCAACCCAAUGCAAAAACGAAACGCAAUCGGGGAUUCCUAUAAAUAAUGAAUACGUUUAGGUACUGUCUUCUCUUGUCUUGUUUAUUUAAAUGAAAUCGAUUCCUUAUUUCUAGAUUUAAAAUUGCUGCAAUUAAAUCAAUCAAUUGUACCAAUGGUAACGUAAGCAUGGGGGGGCAAGCUUUGCUUACUUUUACUGACGAGGGGGAGGGGUGGGGUAAUAAUGGCGUAAAAUCUGCUUACGUAAUACUUGAACAGCCCCAGAAGACUUUACUUUGCCGAAGUCCGUGAUAAACAAUGAUGACUAGUUUCGUCGUCAUUCACCCAUUACUGACUCUCCAGGGCACGGGUCUUCUCUCAAGAAUGA